This is a messenger RNA of Pocillopora meandrina, 7484 nucleotides long. The record is from the annotation of a GenBank genome assembly. Lineage: Eukaryota; Metazoa; Cnidaria; Anthozoa; Scleractinia; Pocilloporidae.
UCCAGAGCCAAAACUGCCAUCAGCUGCCACUGUGGUUUGGAAGGAAGGUUGUCUCUAACUAAUGAAUCGUUCUUUUUCGUCUGGUGCAACGCUUUCUUCGAAAGUCGAUAGAUUAUUGCACUCAACUGAAAUGACGGAAAUGGCUUCGGCCCCGAAACACUGCCGCUUAAACGAUGACUUCGGACUCCUUGUUCAAGGAAUUCUCGCCGCUGUGGCAUUCAGCACUCUUAUUUGUGAGUAAAAUUAGUUAUUAAACAUAUUAUUCAAAAUCAUAGCGGCUUUUUCAUAGCGAAUUUAUCCCUUGGCGACUAGAAUUUUGUCAAUCGUGUUUAGAUUUCAAUGUCAGUUUGACAGGAACAUAUAACAUUUUCCUCGCAUCAUUGAGUGAAAUUUUAUGAUUUUCACCAAUUUCCCCCAAUUUCAUUUUCACAGUAAUGGUUUAUUUAUUCGCCAAAAUAUAAUUUCGGUGUAUUAAACACACUCUAAAUAAGAUAAUUGGUAGUUAUGCGAACUUUUAGGGAAUCUUAUGAAUUUUGUAGUUAGCUUCGCUGUCAUGUAUAAAUACCAAAAAUAGCAUUUCAUCUAAUGCACUAACAAAACACUAAACACCUGUUCCUCGGGAGGCAAUAGGAUUUUUGUUUGUUCUUUGGAAUUUUUCUUUUUUUUCAAGGAAUUUUGGGGGAAUUAGAGAUGAUUCUUCCCUUUUGUUAUUAUAAGCGAAUUUCAUGCAAUUACGUACAUGACUACAUGCACAUUAACAGUUUUGCGUGUAGAUGAUGGAAGCAUGCAUGUAUUUCAUAAAUUAAGUCGAUGUAAGCUGAAUAUCCCCGAUCUGCACAUGAUUGAGCAGCUGAGACAGUCAAGAGCAUUUCAUCCGUCGUAAAUAUUUUUAUGCUUAGUUUUCAAAUAAGAAAAAUAUAUUUACCUUAUAAUUUUCUUCACCUUAGGUGUUAGUACAUGUAGGAAAGUUAUGAUUUUCAUUUUUAAUUUUGAGAACAAAAUUCACAGGAGAAGUGAGAACAUAAAUUUCUAAUACUUCUAGUGAUAAAUGAUUAAAAUAAAGAGCCCAAUUUUAUUUACUUUAAAAACAAAAAAAAAAUGUCAGUUUGAUUAAAUAUAAAUGCAAACGUGUUUUCAAAACUGAUAUAUUUGUUGAAUGUAUGAAGACAAGAAGGAUUGAUUACUUUUUAUUCAAAUGGUUUACAGCAUUAUUUUCUUUUAAAAGGAAGGGAUCUUGGAUGACAAUUUCUUUUCACAAUUAAGUAGAUAUGCAUGUAUAUUUAGACCUCCCAAUGCACAGAGUUGAGCAUUACAACGUUUUUGUGAUCUGUCUCAACAUUAAGAAGCAAGGAUUGUCUAAAUUGUCAUAUUCAUAUUUUGUCAAGUUUGAAGUUUGUUGUGUAGCUAUUUUUCCUGUUUUACAAUUCAAGAUGUUGUACAGUUUUGUACCAUGCUCAUCUAUUUUUUCUAUGAGAGUUCACUGUUUUUUAGCUUAAUUCUGAUGUAUCAGAUGAGAAGAAAGGUUGUUUUUACCAUAAACAUUACAUUUAUUUUUACUUGGUAUCUACUUAGAAGACAAGUGUUGAUAUCAAUAUCCACUAUUGUUUGUUUUGUGGUCCUAUAUAAUUAAGAACACAUCUAUGACAUCAUUGCAUGUAAAGUCAGGCAGUGAUAUUUCUGCUUAGAUUAAGCUGUGUCAUUCUCAUUUGCUCUCUUAACCAGAAGUGAUUCACAUGUAACUUCUCCCUACAAUAUCCAUCCACUAUUCAGCAAAUAGGUAAUGAGAGUAUCCAAAUGUAUCAAGUAAAAUUUGUUAUCUUGAUCCAACACCAAAUUCUUGCAACUAAUUUACAAGGAAACAUGUUGCAGCUAGAGGAGAGAAUUGAAAAUCAGAUCUAGAGAGUUAGAGGGCUAAUAUGACUUAUUAUUUUAGAGGUAGAAGUUAGAUAUUUAACCUUUAAACUUCCAAGAUCUAUUGGUUGAUUCUCCCCUCUAAUUGCUUCACAUUUCUUAGUAAAUGAGUUACAAGACUUUGGCUGAAGAUCAACAUAACAACUUCUACCUGAUAAGUUUGAGUAUUCCCAUUAUCUGUUUGCUGGAGAGCGUUUGAAGUUGUAUGUUCUGGGAGUUUAUUGUCAGUUCUAUCCUAAUAUGAAAUUCACUUUGUUAGUUUAGUAUCCUAACUUUUUGUGGCAUAAUUUCAAGAGGUUUCAUCUUCUGGCAAUAAAGUAGAGGCAGUUUAUAAUAAGACUGAGUAUGCAGAAAAGAAGUUAUAUAUUUUUCUUUGACCUAGUCACGUACAAGAGAUUAUUGACCUAAUAACCCUUCCAUUUCCCAGAAUUACACAUCAUUUUUUUAAACUUUUUGUUAUAGUAUAGAAGUGACCACCAUUACUGUAAAAAGAACAUUUUUGAGUCUUUUUAAUAAAACUGAACAGUUUGAAUGUGAUGUGAUGGUUUGCUUGGGUUAACAUCUGAAAAAAGUGAUCAAUGAUAUGUUAUUCUUUAUUUAUAGUGAAAAGAUUGAGAGAACCUCUAUCUGAAAGAAGACCUGUUCUUAUUUGGUAAGUGAUGUAAUCAAGUCACUGGCAAAUUUUGAAAAGCUUGAGAUGUAAGCAUGAUGGUUUUUCAUCCAAGCAAAAGCAACUGUCUUAAUGCCUGUAUUUUGGCCUGUCAUUGCAGGUUUUUUGAUACCUCAAAGCAAGCAGUUGGUGCCAUGCUUGUACACUUUGCCAACAUCUUCUUAGCUAAUCUUUUCAAAGGUGAUCCAUGCACUUGGUGAGUGAAACAUAUGUCUUUUCCCCUUGUACAAGCUGUCACUGUAAUAAACAGGUACCAGAUUCAGGCUUGUCAUUACAACUCCCAAGAGACUCUAGGACUUGCAUGUUGUGGCAAUUUUACACAGCUGGACUUAUUGAGAUUGAGUACAAUGCAUCUAUAUUUAUAAAAUAUCAAGGUUACCAUGAAAUUGCCCUAAUUCCUAACUCUAGAUUAUUAAGGUUAUAUUUCUUAUACUGUGUCUAGCAAUGCAAGUUUGGAGUCUUAACCCUUUAUCUCUCAAGAUCUCAUUGGUAGUUCCCCGCCCUGUCUACCAUAUAAUUCUUGUGAUGUUAGUUUGGAGAGUUUGGUAUUGGAUCAACUAAUAAUCCCCUAGUUAAGAUUUUUCUUUAUUCUCAUCACUUGUCUACUUGAUAUUGUAUUGAUAUUGUAAGGAGAAAUUCUGUCUUGGUCACUUAUGGGAGUUAAAGGGUUAAAAGACUAUUGAAAAAAACAGUUUCUCUUCCUGUUGAAUCUCUCUAUCCCAGCUAGACCUUGAACUCCCAGAAUCAAAAGUUGAGGGUCAUGUUCUUGUUAGCAUGGGAUAUGUUAGAAUAAUAUCAUGCACUAAUGCAUCUUUUUCUUUGAAGGUACCUGAUAAAUUUCUUGUUGGAUUCUACUCUUGGCCUUGUGGUCAUUUACCUCUGUCUUCAGUUCAUGCAAGUUAUUGUAAGAAUGUAUGACUGGGAUAACUUGAGAUUUGGCGAGUAUGGUAAGAUUGAUGUGAAAUAUGACAUGACUUAAAUGAAAAUAAGCAAUAGAAUAAUGGUAAACUUUGAGCCAAAUUAUGGAAUGAAGAAAGUUUCUAUUUGUACAUCCACAAGUAUGGACUAAAGAGAAAAUCUCAGCCCCCCCAUGAGAAUGAAUGGCAGACUUUUGACAAUCUGAUUCUCUGCUGCUGAGGUACAGAGAACAAAUCAGCAAACUAGGUUAUACACGUAAACUAUUAAAUGCAGUUAAAUACAAUUUAAUAGAGUUAACAACAAAGAGCAUUAGCAUUCUCUAGUAGUCAGUUGUUUCUACAUAUGUGCAUGUGUUAGAAUUCCAUGUGCUCUUUAUCUGAGCUUUUAUUGCAUGUGCUUUUAGCAUGAACUUUCAGCAUUGUUUGGAGUGGCAGCUCAUUGUUCGGGCAGUUUUCCCCAUCCCUUCCCUCCCUCUUUCCAUUGUUUAUUCAGUGUGAUGGGUGCCUCUUUCACUUUCCUGGCUGGGGGCUCAUGGCUGGAUUGCCAGGAUUUGCCAGCCAUGGGAGAAGUCUCCAUCCAGGAGCUGGCUGUCAGUAGUGAUAGCUCCAAGAUGUCUCAGGCACCCAACCUCCACUUGGUGAUGCAGUUGGUUGCAACAUGCACCUCAAAGCUUCUCAAAUUGAUGAUCUCAGCAGUAUGUAGUAGGCUUGCCAAAUAUGAACUUGAUAAAUAUUCAAACUUACAAUAAGUUUUCUAUAAGUCAGUGUAACAGCAGUGCACUGCAAAACGUGAAGAUCUGGGCUUUGAUGCCUUUUUGGGGACUGAAGUUUUCUCUUUGUCCUAUGCUUGCAACUGAUUGAUGAAUGACUUUCUUUAUUCAUUGUUAAUAUCCAGUUUUAGAAUAAAUAUUUCAGUGAUCUAGCACUAGAUCUAUCUGCUCUUGAUUGCUAUGAACAUUCCACCCUUAUCAACUAUAAUGCAAUAGAAAUCUUGUAGAAAAAGCUCAUAAUCUUAUCAUCAAUUAUGGAUAGCUAUUUGCCAAAAAUCUGAUUGGUUCUCAUACACUGCAAACUCAUAUGGUUAUUAACCUCUGGGUUCUACUUUCUCUUAGGUCAUCUAUCUAAAAGUACACGCCUUGCCUAGAAACUGGAAUUCUAAAAUAUCACUUUCCUUGUGCAACUACGUGUAGCUACCUUAGGAGACAGUUUCAGCUGAAUAGUAAUGUUUAAUUUCUCCACUGGCAGGUAAUCCUCCACAGUGCAAAGCUUGGGCAGGGCAGUGUUUUCUGUACCUGUGGGCUGUCAUCAUUGAAAAGGCUACCAUAACCCUACUGGUGCAACUUAAUUUUUGGGAGGAAGUUCGUAGGUUUAUUCUUUUACCAGUCAAGAACUAUCCAAGAGUGGAGCUUGCAAUAUCAAUGCUGAUUAUUCCUUUUGUUUUCAAUGUAAGUAGGUUCCUUGAAUUGUAAUGUUUAAAAGAUUGCUGGUGAUGUUUGCACAGCAGAGGUGGUUUAGAAAGAGGGAAAGGAAGAGGUUGUAUGUGCUGCAUGUUCUUCUCUUUGCAAGAGAGCUACUAAGAUGAGUUACAGUACUGUUUUAACCCAUUACACCCUAACAUCAGUAUGCACAUUCUCCAUACUGUUCUCUACACAAUUCCUAAGGUGCUGGCAAGGAGAAUUUGUUUUCUAAUCAAGAGCUUUUGAGUUGGUAACUGUUUCCUUAAGUCUCACGGUAUUAAUGCCUGAUUCAAGGCUGAUACUGUAAGGAGAAAUAAGAUGCUUAUCACUCUCAGGGUGUAUAGGGUUAGUGUACAUUAAAAACUUUGUUAUCUCCUCAGGCUAUAAUGUUCUGGGUUGUUGACAAUUUCCUCAUGCGAAAGAAGAAAAAAUUAUUACAGAAAGAAGACACAAGGAACAAAGUUAAAUAUGAAAGACGAGCAGUGAUGAACGGAUCUGAUGAAGAGGCUGUGCUCUUGGAAAACAUGACAGAAGGAGAGAGUCUGACAAUUCCAGAUGACAACAUUUAUCAUAGAGGGGACACUGUGAGAAGAUGAUAGCUCGCAAAAUCUUGGAAGAUUAUAGAUACAUAAACAGGUAGCCGGUCGCCCCUCUGGGCAGGCUUUUCUAGAUGAGCAAAUACAGUGCGGAGAUUUGUUGAUCAAUAAGCAAUGAAGGUGUCAGUGUGAGAAAUGGCAUAGAAAGCUCCUUAUUCAUGCCCCCUAAUUUACUUUUGGGUGGUGGGGUAAUGACACCUCUCAUUAGCUCAGGAAUUAUUGUGUCAUUUUUGCUCUGUGAAGUAUACAAACAAUCGGCCACCUUUCCCUGAGACGGAAAAAUGAUUGAGAUGUAUUUUCCCAUUUUCUAGGUAGCUUGCCAAUUAUUUCCCAUUAUUUUCUACAUGUAGCAAUUUGUAAUUCCCUUCCUCUUUACUUAGAGUUAUAGCAGUUGUACUGUUUUCCUGUUUUUUUUUUUUUCUUUUCAAUUACAGAAAUUUUAAAUUUUGUUGCAUUUUUAUACAUAAAGGAAGGGAGAAGGUGCUGACCUUGUGAAGGUGAGGGAUCAGGCCCUCCCUUCAUCUGCACAAAAGGGUUAACCCUUGACACCUUAUCUAACAUUAUACAUAUUCGUCCUACUGUUCUCUGUAAAUUUCCAGUAAUACAGGCAGGGAAAAGUUGUUUAACAAUCAAGAGCCCCUUUACCUGUAUGGAUUGAUCUUCAGAGCAUAGCCAACCCUCUUUUUAUCUUCAGAAAUUGCAGCUCUAUUUACAAAGAAGAAAUGUAAUUUUAUUUGGUGUAGCAUCAGAAUUUCCUGACCAGUUUUGAAGGGCUGAAUUAGAAAUUCUUAAACUGUAUUGUAAAUAAUAAAAAUUUAAUGUGAAUUCAAAAUAGUUUCGAUAAGGAUUUAUGGUGAAAUUCAAUUAAUUCUUGAUUUUGGAGAGAUUGCAAACAGUUACGUUCAGAUACUAAAAAACAAUUGUCAUGAUAAAAUUUAACUUGUAUUUUUUUUAGUUAAUAAUUCAUAAACUGUUUAACUCUUGUUGCUUCCUGGAUUAAUUAUUGCCUAUUUAGGCUUUUCCUUUGUUUACCCAACUCAAUUUUUUGUAAUUUUAUUCAAGUUGAGGGUUUUUUUACACAGGAAGGAAACCAGAAAAGUGUGCUCAUCCUCUGUAACUCUUUAACCCUUUAACUCCCAAACCAAAUUUGUAAUUCUCUUUACUGUCAACCAUACAAUUCUUAUAAUAUUAGUUCAGAGAAUUUAGAAUCAGAUCAACUAAUUUGCCCCAAAGUGAUAUUUUUCUUUAUUCUCAUCACUUUUCUGGUUGAUAUUGUAUUGAUAUUGUAAGGAGAAAUUCUGCCUUAGUCACUCAUGGGGUAACUCCCUAAAUCUGAUUGUUAAUUCUCUCCUCUAGCUGAAACACAUUUCCUUCCUUGUAGAUUGUUUAUGAGAAUUUGGUGUUAGAUCCAGAUAGCUGAUAAAUUUGACCAUUCUCAUUACCUGUUGCUGGAUAAUGUAUGUAUGACUGUCAUAGAGAGAAGUUAAAUUUUACUCACUGUAGGGAAAAAACGUUCAAAAUCAAGGUGUCAGUGUUAUGACUACUGCAAGAUUCCAUUUUUUGAAAUAACCAACAUUCGUACCUUUAACAAUUGAGAUACUGAUUUAUAAGAAUAUUUAUUUUUUAGUUCAGAUUUUGUACUUUCUGUGUGAAAAUCUAUUGUUUCUUUGAAAGGAAUUAGAGUGAAUAUUUAAAAAGUGUUAUCAGGUUACAUAGUAUAAGAACUUAUAUUUUAUUAAUUUGAAAAUGUCUUUGUAGUUGAGCUGUAAACCAGUUACAAGAUGUAAAGAGUCUCUUUACGUACACAGUGAAUUAUCAGAUUUGCUUUAGUGAGAAUCUUACUUGCCUACUUUCCUCAUUUCUUUAGUAAAAAUUGAUACCUUAAAGCAUUUAAUUCACCGACCUGUUAUACUUUUUUAUGAAAGAAUUGGAA